AUGACAAAUCUCGACAUAAAAUUCAAACUUGCAAACACAGUUGCUACGCUCUUGCUGGUGGGAUCUCAAGGAUUCAGUUUCUCUGGAUGGUUCUUGGGACAUUCUUAUGAAUUUGGACCCAAGGACUUUAUCAUCAUCUUGACGGGCGUUCUGCACUUUUUGCUGAUCGGAUUUACCAUCUACCAGUAUCUACCCAGCGCUCCAAAAGAUGUGUUUGAAUCCAUUGGAUUCUGGUAUCUGUUGGUUGCUGUGAUCAACAGCUCCGUUGCCUUCUUAUGGUUCUUCCAUCUCGGUAUCUUUGCUUUCGUUGGUCUUCUUUGGCAAUUAGCUACCUUGGUGUUCAUCUAUCAUCGCCUGCGUGAUUAUCCACCUCGUAAUGGUACAGAUCAUGCAUUUGUAAAUGCACCCUUCUCCAUUUACACUGCCUAUUCCUUCUUUAUUGUUCUCUGGCAAGCCUUCCAAUUCCACGAUCAGACCAAACACAACGAUAUUGUGCUCACCUUUAUCAUUAUCGUGAUUGGCUUUGUCGGCCUUCACUUGGUCGAUUACUCGCAUAGAAAAGAUUGGGUCUAUGCCCUGACAACUGGAUGGAUCCUCUUGGGUGCCGCUGUAUUUUUGAGCAAUGUCCCUCAUACCACAUCCCUCAUUGUUGUUGGUAUUCUUAUUAGCGCUGUUGCUCGUACACUGAUUCCCAACUGGCUGGAUCGUUUCAAUAGAAGAUUCAGCUCUUGGGCUAACAGACUAGGAGAGAGAACACCUUUGCUUGGCCAUUAA
Mucor velutinosus is the source of this 774-nucleotide messenger RNA. RefSeq names its product Calmodulin. NCBI's taxonomy places the organism in Eukaryota, Fungi, Mucoromycota, Mucoromycetes, Mucorales, Mucoraceae. The coding region runs from base 1 to 774 and encodes 257 amino acids. The record is from RefSeq and is a predicted model, not a curated record. The transcript is spliced from 5 exons.